AUGGCCAGCCCACCGCCCGUCCCCGAGGACCAGACCCGCCUCCUCGAGGAGGCGUUGGGGGUGGUGAGGCAGCAGUCCGGCAUGAUGCGCAAAUGUCUGGAGACGCCGGGGAAGCUUAUGGAUGCGCUCAAAUGCGGCUCGACACUUGUCUCCGAAUUGCGAACCCCCAGCCUCGGUCCCAAACAGUACUAUGAAUUGUACAUGGCCGUGUUCGAUGCGCUGCGACAUCUCUCCGUCUACCUGAAAGAAAACCACCCCGUCAACCACCUUGCCGAUCUAUACGAGCUGGUCCAAUAUGCCGGCAAUAUCGUCCCUCGUCUAUACCUGAUGAUUACCGUGGGCACUGUGUAUAUGUCGGUUGAAGAUGCGCCGGUCAAGGAGAUUAUGAAGGACAUGAUGGAGAUGAGUCGGGGCAUCCAGCACCCGACCCGUGGCCUGUUCUUGCGAUACUACCUGUCCGGCCAGGCAAGAGAUUACCUGCCGACGGGGACUGGUGAUGGCCCAGAAGGUAACAUGCAGGAUUCGAUCAACUUCGUUUUGACGAAUUUCGUGGAGAUGAAUAAGCUCUGGGUUCGACUUCAACACCAGGGUCCGUCCCGGGAACGCGAACGCCGGAUACAGGAACGCCGCGAGCUGGAACUGCUCGUAGGCAGCAAUAUUGUCCGACUGAGCCAGUUGGUGGAUCUUGAGGGGUACAAAUCUGGAAUUUUGCAAGCCCUCUUGGAACAAGUCGUGCAAUGCCGAGAUGUCUUGGCGCAAGAAUAUCUGCUGGAAGUCAUUACAAAGGUCUUCCCAGAUGAGUUCCAUCUUCACACCCUGGAUCUCUUGCUCUCUGCGAUUGCUCGACUCAACCCCCAUGUCGACCUGAAGAAAAUAGUCAUUGGGUUGAUGGACCGUCUGUCCUCCUAUGCAGCUCGGGAAGGAGACUCAACUGCAGAGCCCGAGGUGCGGGGAAAGAGCGAAGAAGAAGCUGUAGCUCGUUUGUUGCAAAAACUCGAGCUUUCCAAGGAAUCUAAACAGCCAGAACCUACCGAAGAGGCUGCGAUGAGCAGUCCUUCCAAGGAGAAUGGCGCCGAGGAACCACCCAAGGAUCGCGAAGAGCCAUCAGAACCUACCACAGAAGACAAGCAAGCCGCCAACGGGGGCGAGGCGAAACCUGGGAUUCCCCCAGAAAUCAAGCUAUACGAUAUCUUCCACGACCAGGUGGUCAAUCUGAUCAAGACCCGCCUGUUACCGAUUCAAGAUACCAUGGCGCUCCUCGUGUCACUCGUCAAUCUCGCGCUGAAUAUUUAUCCGGAUCGGUUGGAAUAUGUCGACCAGGUCCUCGACUUUGCAACCCAGAAGACGGCCGAGUACGCCGAUCAUGCCGACCUUCACUCGGCGCCGACGCAGCAACAUAUUCUCCACCUUCUCAAUGCCCCCCUCCGUUGUUAUGUUUCGAUCUUCACAGCCUUGGCACUACCACACUAUCUACCCCUUUUGACCUCACAGUCGUACCCCACUCGGAGAGCCAUUGCAGGAGAGGUGAUCCGGACUCUUUUGAAGGACAAGAUCCUAAUCUCGACUCCGGAGAACCUCGAUCGUGUGCUCCAAGUGGCGAAGGUGCUGAUCAAGGAGGGUUUGCAACAGUCCACCGGAUACCCCGGGGUACAGUCCCAGCGACGCGGGGGAGAGACCGACGAGACAAUCGAGGAGCAAGGAUGGCUGGCCAGAUUAGUACAUUUGAUCCAGGCGUCGAACAACGACACUCAACUGAAGCUUCUUCAAGCAACGCGCAAGGCAUACACUGAUGGCAACGAGCGCAUCCGCUAUACCACACCGGCCAUUGUGACCGCCUCGAUCCGGUUGGCCCGGAAAUUGAAGGCGCGUGAGCACUACGAUGACAAUUGGCAAUCACAGUCGUCUGCCCUCUACCGAUUCAUGCACCAGUGUAUCAAUAACCUGUACCAACGAGUGAACCCCGGGUGUGCGGACCUGGCGCUUCGAUUGUUUGUGAUGUGCGGUGAAGUCGCGGACCAGACUGGUUUCGAGGAGGUUAGCUACGAGUUCUUCGCACAGGCGUUCACCAUCUAUGAGGAUGCGAUCAGCGAUUCGCGCGCCCAGUUCCAGGCUGUCUGCGUCAUCGCGGGUGCCCUGCAUGGCACCCGUGGCUUCUCCAAGGAGAACUAUGAUACCCUGAUCACGAAGGCCGCGCUGCACGGAAGCAAGCUUCUCAAGAAACCGGACCAGUGCCGCGCGGUGUAUCUUGCAAGCCAUCUCUGGUGGGUGGUCGAGAACCCGCAACGCGGAGAAGAGGAUCCCAAGAAUCUUUACCGCGACGGCAAACGAGUCCUCGAAUGUCUCCAGCGUGCCCUCCGCGUGGCAGAUGCCUGCAUGGACACCGCCGUCUCCGUCGAGCUCUUCGUCGAAAUCCUCAACCGCUACGUCUACUAUUUCGAUCAGCAGAACGAGACCGUCACCACCAAGUACCUCAACGGACUCAUCGAGCUCAUUCACUCCAACCUACAGACCAGCGAGGACGAGCCUAACCCGAACCUCGACGGGCCCAAGCGUCAUUUCCACCGCACGCUGGAGUAUAUUCGCACUCGGGAGUAUGAGGGUGUGGUGACGGAGUCUCGGCAGUAA
Molecule: messenger RNA, 2625 nt
Organism: Penicillium alfredii
Lineage: Eukaryota; Fungi; Ascomycota; Eurotiomycetes; Eurotiales; Aspergillaceae
Product: vacuolar protein sorting-associated protein 35
Exons: 5
Coding region: 1-2625 (874 amino acids)
Biological process (GO): retrograde transport, endosome to Golgi; intracellular protein transport
Cellular component (GO): retromer complex; late endosome; retromer, cargo-selective complex
Source: RefSeq, a predicted model, not a curated record